Cavia porcellus (domestic guinea pig) is the source of this 7587-nucleotide messenger RNA. It is a transcript of the gene Ascc3, whose product is annotated as activating signal cointegrator 1 complex subunit 3. Lineage: Eukaryota; Metazoa; Chordata; Mammalia; Rodentia; Caviidae. Gene Ontology annotation, molecular function: ATP hydrolysis activity; ATP binding; nucleic acid binding. The coding region runs from base 361 to 7029 and encodes 2222 amino acids. The transcript is spliced from 44 exons. The record is from RefSeq and is a predicted model, not a curated record.
CCUUCUUGCUGGCCGGGUCCGCAGGUCUCUCAGGCGGUCCCGAGUUACCGCGCCAGGGGUCGAAUAGUUUGGUGCGACGCGGCCCGCCACAAGCGGGGCGAGAAGAGGGCGGAGCGUGCAGCUGUCCACCGGCGUCCUCGGCUCUGCCCUCUACUCGGACGAAAAAAUAAAAGCGAAAGGGAGGGUGGCGCCGAGGCUGGACCGACGAAGUGAUAGGAAGCGGGGGAUUGCUAUUAGUCUAGGCUGGCCUUAAACUUACUAUGCACAGGCUGAUCCAACUUGUGGUGGGCCUCCUGCCUCAGUCUCCCGAGUGCUGAGUUUACAGGCUUCUCAUUGUAUGGAUCACGGAUUGACUAAUACAUGGCUUUACCUCGUCUCACAGGAGCCUUGCGCUCCUUUUCAAAUGUCACUAAGCAAGAGAAUUAUAAUGAAGAAGUGGCUGACUUAAAGCUGAAGCGAUCCAAACUUCAAGAACAAGUUUCAGAUUUGGGACUGACAUGGAAGAAGAUAGUGACAUUUUUGAAAGAAAACUUGGAGAAGAGUAAAAUGCAAAUUAUAGAUACAGAUUUAAAAAAUAUAUUACAAGCUGCAAAACAAAUAGUUGGAAUGGAUAAUGGGAGAGAAGCAAUUGAAAGUGGUGCUGCAUUUCUCUUUAUGACAUUUCACUUGAAGGAUGCUGUUGGUCACAUGGAGACAAAGGCUAUCAAACAGAUGUUUGGUCCAUUUCCAUCAUCAUCUGCCACUGCAGCUUGUAAUGCCACGAAUCGAAUCAUUUCUCAGUUUAGUCAAGAUGACCUUACUGCUCUUCUCCAGAUGACAGAAAAGGAAUAUGGUAACAAAGUAUUUUUUGGUAAAAAUCUAGCAUUUUCAUUUGACAUGCAUGAUCUGGAACACUUUGAUGACCUGCCAGUAAAUGGUGAAACCCAGAAAACUAUAAGCCUAGAUUAUAAGAAGUUUCUGAAUGAACAUUUUCAGGAGCAUUAUACUCCAGAACUCAAACCUAUGGAAAAACCAAAUAGUUCAUUUUUGUGGUGUGAAGUUGAGAAGUUCUUAAAUGCAACUUUAAAGGAAAUGACUGAAGCACCAAGAAUAGAAGAUCUUUGCUGUACCUUAUAUGAUAUGCUUGCUUCUGUUAAAAGUGGUGAUGAGCUUCAGGAUGAGUUAUUUGAAUUGCUUGGACCUGAAGGACUCGAUCUUAUUGAAAAGCUUCUCCAGAAUAGAAUAACAAUUGUGGAUAGAUUCCUUAAUUCUUCAAAUGAACAUAAAUUUCAGACUAUCCAAGACAAUUCCAAAAAAAUUUUGGGAGAGAAUGCUAAACCUAAUUACGGUUGUCAAGUCACUAUUCAGUCUGAACAAGAAAAGCAGUUACUGAAACAGUGUCGCCGUGAAGAAAAAAAAAUUGCUAGACGAGAAAAAAAGGCUGGAGAAGAUGGAGAAGUUUCUGGAGAAGGUAUUACAUGUUUUGAUCCUAAGGAACUGAGGAUACACAGAGAGCAAGCACUUUUGAAUGCUAGAAGUAUUCCAAUUUUAAGCAGGCAGAGAGACACAGACAUUGAGAAAAUACGUUAUCCCCAUGUUUAUGAUUCUCAGGCCGAAGCCAGGAAGACAUCAGCAUUCAUUGCAGGUGCAAAGAUGAUUUUACCAGAAGGAAUCCAAAGAGAGAAUAACAAGCUUUAUGAAGAAGUCAAGAUUCCCUAUAGUGAACCAAUGCCAAUCGGCUUUGAGGAAAAGCCAGUUUACAUAGAAGAUUUAGAUGAGAUAGGACAGUUGGCUUUUAAAGGAAUGAGAAGACUCAAUAGAAUCCAGUCAAUAGUGUUCGAGACGGCCUACAACACCAAUGAGAACAUGCUGAUUUGUGCCCCUACUGGAGCCGGAAAGACCAAUAUUGCGAUGCUUACAAUCUUGCAUGAAAUUCGCCAGCAUUUUCAGCAAGGUGUUAUCAAAAAGAAUGAGUUUAAGAUUGUGUAUGUUGCGCCAAUGAAAGCCUUGGCAGCUGAGAUGACUAACUACUUCAGCAAACGUCUAGAGCCACUGGGCAUUGUUGUGAAAGAAUUGACUGGUGAUAUGCAGUUGUCAAAGAAUGAAAUUUUACGAACUCAGAUGCUUGUGACCACACCAGAAAAAUGGGAUGUAGUAACACGAAAGAGUGUUGGGGAUGUUGCUCUUUCCCAAAUUGUAAAGCUCCUUAUUCUUGAUGAAGUCCAUUUGCUCCAUGAAGAUAGAGGGCCAGUAUUGGAAAGCAUAGUUGCACGUACUUUACGGCAGGUGGAAUCUACACAGAGUAUGAUAAGGAUACUUGGACUCUCUGCAACCUUACCCAACUACCUUGAUGUUGCUACUUUUUUACACGUUAAUCCCUACAUUGGACUUUUCUACUUUGAUGGCCGAUUUCGACCAGUACCUCUUGGACAGACAUUUUUGGGGAUUAAAAGUACAAAUAAGAUGCAACAGUUGAAUAACAUGGAUGAAGUAUGCUAUGAAAGUGUUUUGAAGCAAGUCAAGGCUGGACAUCAGGCGUGGUGGUACAUGCCUGUAGUCCCAGCACUCAAGAAGCAGAGACGAGGGAUUACUGUGAUGGUGUUUGUACAUGCUCGAAAUGCCACUGUGAGAACAGCUAUGUCUCUAAUAGAAAGAGCCAAAAAUUGUGGCCAGAUUUCCUGCUUUUUACCUUCCCAAGGACCCGAAUAUGGACAUGCAGAAAAACAGGUUCAAAAGUCAAGAAAUAAGCAAGUACGAGAAUUAUUUGCAGAUGGUUUUAGUAUUCAUCACGCUGGAAUGCUUCGGCAGGACAGAAACUUGGUUGAAAACUUGUUUUCCAAUGGGCAUAUCAAAGUCCUUGUCUGUACAGCUACCCUAGCUUGGGGUGUCAAUCUUCCUGCUCAUGCUGUUAUUAUUAAGGGAACACAAAUAUAUGCUGCAAAAAGAGGCUCCUUUGUUGACCUUGGAAUUUUAGAUGUCAUGCAGAUAUUUGGCCGAGCUGGACGACCACAAUUUGAUAAAUUUGGGGAAGGAAUCAUUAUAACAACACAUGAUAAACUCAGUCAUUACCUCACUUUGCUCACUCAGCAAAACCCGAUUGAGAGUCAAUUUCUGGAAAGCCUUGCAGAUAACCUAAAUGCAGAGAUUGCGUUGGGAACAGUCACUAAUGUGGAAGAAGCAGUGAAGUGGAUAAGUUACACUUACCUUUAUGUACGGAUGAGAGCAAACCCAUUAGUAUAUGGCAUCAGUCACAAAGCUUAUCAGAUUGACCCAACAUUAAGAAAGUAUCGAGAACAGUUAGUCAUUGAAGUUGGAAGGAAACUUGACAAAGCUCAGAUGAUUCGUUUUGAAGAGAGAACUGGGUAUUUUUCCUCAACUGAUUUGGGUAGAACUGCCAGCCACUUCUAUAUUAAAUACAACACCAUCGAGACUUUUAAUGAACUCUUUGAUGCUCACAAAACUGAAGGAGACAUUUUUGCUAUAGUUUCUAAAGCUGAAGAAUUUGAUCAAAUCAAGGUCAGAGAAGAGGAAAUAGAAGAAUUAGAUGCUUUGUUAAACAAUUUCUGUGAACUCUCAGCUCCUGGAGGUGUAGAAAAUAGUUAUGGGAAAAUAAACAUCUUACUUCAAACUUACAUCAGUCGAGGAGAAAUGGACAGUUUCUCCCUUAUAUCAGAUUCUGCGUAUGUUGCACAGAAUGCAGCUAGGAUUGUCCGUGCUCUUUUUGAAAUUGCUCUAAGGAAACGUUGGCCUACCAUGACCUACAGGCUCCUGAAUCUUAGUAAAGUCAUUGACAAAAGACUUUGGGGCUGGGCUAGCCCUUUGAGACAAUUUUCAGUGUUACCACCACACAUUCUAACAAGACUGGAAGAAAAAAAUCUUACUGUGGAUAAGCUGAAAGACAUGCAGAAGGAUGAAAUAGGUCACAUUUUGCAUCAUGUGAAUAUUGGACUGAAGGUUAAACAGUGUGUUCAUCAGAUCCCUUCUGUUAUGAUGGAAGCAUCCAUCCAACCCAUCACCCGGACCGUUCUCCGAGUGACACUCAGCGUCUACCCAGAUUUCUCUUGGAAUGAUCAGGUCCAUGGAACCAUAGGAGAACCCUGGUGGAUUUGGGUAGAAGACCCUACAAAUGAUCAUAUUUAUCAUUCAGAAUAUUUUCUUGCUCUUAAAAGACAGGUCAUUAAUAAAGAAGCUCAACUACUGGUGUUUACAAUCCCUAUUUUUGAGCCUUUGCCUUCUCAGUACUACAUCCGAGCCGUGUCUGAUAGAUGGUUAGGCGCCGAGGCUGUGUGUAUCAUCAACUUUCAACAUCUGAUUCUGCCAGAGAGACAUCCUCCCCAUACAGAGCUACUGGAUCUUCAGCCUUUACCCAUCACAGCUUUGGGAUGUAAAGCAUACGAAGCCCUGUACAACUUCAGCCACUUUAACCCUGUACAGACACAGAUAUUUCAUACGCUGUAUCAUACAGACUGUAAUGUCUUACUUGGAGCACCCACUGGAUCAGGAAAGACCGUUGCAGCUGAAUUAGCCAUUUUCAGAGUCUUCAACAAGUAUCCUACUUCAAAGGCAGUAUAUAUUGCACCCUUAAAAGCCUUAGUACGUGAAAGAAUGGACGAUUGGAAAGUUAGAAUAGAAGAAAAACUUGGUAAAAAAGUUAUUGAACUAACUGGAGAUGUCACCCCUGAUAUGAAAUCCAUUGCCAAGGCUGACCUUAUUGUCACUACACCAGAGAAGUGGGAUGGAAUCAGCAGAAGCUGGCAAAAUAGAAAUUAUGUACAGCAAGUCACUAUUCUCAUCAUUGAUGAGAUCCAUCUGCUUGGGGAGGAAAGAGGUCCUGUUCUUGAGGUCAUUGUAUCUCGAACGAAUUUCAUCUCAUCACAUACAGAAAAGCCUGUUAGGAUAGUUGGGCUUUCUACUGCAUUAGCUAAUGCCAGAGACCUUGCCGACUGGCUCAAUAUUAAGCAGAUGGGCUUAUUCAAUUUCCGGCCAUCAGUACGCCCUGUUCCACUGGAAGUUCACAUUCAGGGCUUCCCGGGCCAACAUUACUGUCCUCGUAUGGCUAGUAUGAACAAGCCUGCCUUUCAGGCAAUCAGAAGUCAUUCUCCCGCCAAACCUGUUUUGAUAUUUGUCUCAUCAAGACGUCAAACUCGACUUACCGCUUUGGAAUUAAUAGCCUUUCUGGCUACUGAAGAAGAUCCAAAGCAGUGGUUGAAUAUGGAUGAAAGAGAGAUGGAGAACAUCAUUGGGACAGUAAAAGAUUCCAACCUAAAGCUGACACUUGCUUUUGGAAUAGGGAUGCACCAUGCUGGGCUCCAUGAAAGGGACCGAAAAACGGUCGAGGAACUGUUCGUGCACUGUAAAGUUCAGGUUCUUAUUGCUACAAGCACAUUAGCCUGGGGUGUGAACUUUCCAGCUCACUUAGUAAUUAUUAAGGGAACAGAAUAUUAUGAUGGAAAAACAAGACGUUAUGUGGAUUUUCCCAUUACGGAUGUGCUCCAGAUGAUGGGACGGGCUGGCAGGCCUCAGUUUGAUGACCAAGGCAAAGCUGUAAUUCUGGUUCAUGAUAUAAAAAAAGACUUUUACAAAAAAUUUCUUUAUGAACCUUUCCCAGUGGAAUCAAGUUUAUUAGGAGUGCUUUCUGACCACUUAAAUGCAGAAAUUGCUGGUGGUACAAUAACAUCUAAGCAAGACGCAAUGGAUUAUAUAACCUGGACUUAUUUUUUCCGACGUCUUAUCAUGAACCCCAGCUACUACAAUUUGGGUGAUGUGAGCCAUGAUUCUGUGAACAAGUUUCUGUCCCAUCUGAUUGAGAAAUCCCUGGUCGAGUUGGAACUUUCUUACUGUAUUGAAAUUGGAGAGGAUAAUCGGAGCAUUGAAGCUUUGACAUAUGGCCGAAUUGCUUCCUAUUACUAUUUGAAGCACCAAACAGUUAAAAUGUUCAAGGACCGUUUGAAACCUGAAUGCAGUACUGAAGAAUUGCUUUCAAUUCUAAGUGAUGCAAAAGAAUAUACAGAUUUGCCAGUAAGACACAAUGAAGAUCAUAUGAACAGCGAAUUGGCAAAAUGUCUUCCUAUUGAAUUAAAUCCUCAUUCAUUUGACAGUCCUCACACCAAAGCACAUCUCCUGCUCCAGGCACAUCUCAGCCGAGCCAUGCUGCCCUGCCCAGACUAUGACACUGAUACCAAAACAGUCUUGGACCAGGCUCUCAGAGUGUGUCAGGCAAUGCUGGAUGUGGCUGCAAAUCAGGGCUGGCUGGUGACGGCCCUGAACAUCACCAACCUGGUUCAGAUGGUGGUGCAGGGCCGGUGGUUAAAGGAUUCCUCUCUUCUUACACUGCCAAACAUAGAACAGCACCAUCUCCACCUUUUCAGGAAAUGGAAGCCAAUUGUAAAGGGCCCUUGUACUAGGUGCCGAACCUCCAUUGAGUGCCUUCCUGAACUGAUCCAGGCCUGUGGAGGGAAAGACCAUGUAUUCAAUUCUAUAGUAGAGAAGGAGUUACAGGCUGCCAAAACAAAACAGGCAUGGAAUUUUUUAUCUCACUUGCCAGUGAUAAAUGUGAGCCUAAGUGUUAAAGGCUCAUGGGAUGAUUUAGUUGAAGGACAUAAUGAACUCCCUGUCUCAACUCAGCCUGCAGACCAGCGAGAUGACAACAAAUGGAUCAAAUUGCAUGCUGAUCAGGAGUAUGUGCUCCAAGUCAGCUUGCAGAGAGUCCACUUUGGGUUCUACAAGGGGAAGCAAGAAAGCUGUGCAGUUACUCCUCGGUUUCCCAAAUCCAAAGAUGAGGGAUGGUUUUUGAUAUUAGGUGAAGUAGACAAGAGAGAGCUUAUUGCUUUAAAACGAGUAGGAUAUGUUCGAAAUCAUCAUGACAUUUCCCUUUCCUUUUAUACCCCUGAAGUACCUGGAAGGUAUAUCUUCACACUGUAUCUCAUGAGUGACUGCUACCUUGGCCUGGACCAGCAGUAUGACAUUUAUCUCAAUGUCACACAAGCCAGUAUUUCCACACAGGUCACUACAGAGGUCUCUGAUGCCUUUGCUGACCUGGCAGUGAAGUAACCUGCCCAGGACAGUCUAUUUGGAAGAGUCUGGCUAUUCAAUCAUCUAAACAAAGUUGAAUCACUAGAUAUUUGCCUUGAAAGAAGCAACUUCUAACCUCACGACAUCCAGUAAAUUGACAGUGACUGCAAUGUUGACUCCAGCAACAAGUUAGCCAUAGUGGCCUUUUAUCAAAUGUCACCUUUUUAAAUGGUCUCUUCUUAGGGUUUUUGACAUUAAAUGAGUGAGCAUUUAGGUUAGUAUUUCAGUUUAUGUAUAUUUGAGGAACUUAUAUAAAUACUGGCUUUUUUUUUUAAAGGAAAGCUACACCAAGGAGUUACAGUGUAGGAUUAUUAACUCUAUAUAAUAAAAUAUGUAAAUUGAAGAGGUGAUACACAAUGUAUCUUGUUAGUAAAAUUUAAAUUUUGAUCAACUUACUGGUUUUAAUAAAACUCAUAAAUGUUAAUAUUAUAUAAUGUAAAAUUAUAUCAGAGUCCAGCGAAGAUUAGAAUAAAAAACAGAAUAUAAUGAUCUUAGAAAAUAUGAUACUGUAACUAACAAAUAAAAUAUAUAGUCCCA